Pomacea canaliculata is the source of this 2554-nucleotide messenger RNA. RefSeq lists its product as uncharacterized. The transcript is spliced from 3 exons. NCBI's taxonomy places the organism in Eukaryota, Metazoa, Mollusca, Gastropoda, Architaenioglossa, Ampullariidae. The record is from RefSeq and is a predicted model, not a curated record. Bases 77 to 1072 code for a protein of 331 amino acids.
CCUGCUACACACGGCGCCUCCCACACUCUUUGUCACCGGACCGCCCGGUACAGGUAAAACUGUGGUGCUGCUGCUGAUGGCCAUACAGUGGCUGCGGUGUGGUCACCACGUCUACGUUGUUAGUACCUGUAUACAGAGUUGUGCAGCGUGCAGCAUGUUGUAUCACCUGUUGCUGCAGACAGUAAACACACAACAGUCAGCAGGUGUGUCACCCGGUCAGCCUCACCUCCUGGACUAUGAUUUUAGUGAUAAGAAAGAAGUGGAGAAGGCCGUCAACGACUUGUCAUCAGUGACAAGAAGAGGGUCCACCUACGUCAUCGCCGAUGAAGCGGGUCCGAUCCACAAGAAACGCUUUGGGACUUUCUGUGAAAAGCUUCUGACACGCGUUCCUCGUCUCCAUCUGUGGGCGGCAAAUUGUUUCCAUGGACACGCACCCGCCGGCUGGCAAGUGGAGUAUUUAACCAGACCCCUCCGCUCUCCACCGACUGUCGUCAGGGAAGUCGAUAAAGACAACAUUAUUAGGAAAGGGAAGUCUGUCAGAAAGUACAGUAAGCGAGGUGUGCCUGACCACACAGACGGCCCGCCAGUCAGACAAACAUGUCACGAGUGGUCUCACUCAGGUGACUGGCCAUUUAACCGGCCAUAUGACUGUGUCACGUGCUGUCGUGAGGUGGCCAGCUUCCUACACAGUCUCCGUGUUGGUGUUACAGAGAAUGUUCACACAAUACCUACCACCAUUGCCUCCACCAGCAACAGAACAACACCGCCGUGCCUGCAGUGGAGAGACGUGCUGAUGCUGAUUGAAACAUCUUUUUCUACAAUUAACGACGAUAUUGCUAUUGUGAAGGAACUAAGAGAAGCGGGUAUCCCAGUGCGGGUGAUGAAGGAUGAUGACAUCGAGGACGUGGCCACGGCCCACAGUGACGUGGUGUGGGUGACAGAGGAUAAACGUGUUCGUGGUCUGGAGAGAAAAGUCGUCGUCUGUGUGCGAUCCUCUGGCAACUAUACAACUAACUGCCUUUACUCGGUGUCCCGCUGUACGUCCCAACUUGUGAUUGUCAGCCAGUUCUAACCGUACCAGUGCAGAUGACACACACACACCUGCCACGUGUUGUAGUCUUGUGUCUAUCUCUCUUACAUCAACACAUGUCGUUUUCAUGUUUUCUAGUCUUUGUUCACUCCAUCAAAAGAUUGCUGAAACAUAAAGUGUUUAUUUCUUUUGUGACAAGACAUCAUGCUCUCAUAAAAAAAAAAAAACUGUGCUUCAUAAAUGUUAUAACGGACCAGUUCGCGCCUCCGUGUGUUUCAGAUUAUUUUAACCCCUUUGCGACUUACGGACUGCAAGUGUAUGUAAAAUGUAUGAAACAAUAGAUGAGAACAUUAGAUAGAAAGGGUUAACCGAACAGGAUCUAUUUGGUGACCCCACCAGUAGGGUUUUGGGGGGGUAGAAAAUUAACUCAGGCCUUGCGUACCGAAGGAAGAAGACGAGCCUGAGUCACGACAUGUAAACCUCCUGAGUUGCGAUAACAUAGUCAAACAGAGUAGUGACCAUCGACGCUGGAUGUGGUGCGGUACUGACCCUGGGUGUAUUAACCUCGCAUAGAUGGGGUAUGACAUCUUUUUCUGUUAUUGAUUGUGGAAUUGUAUUAGAACUCACGGAUGAUUGAAAGUUGUGAACACGAACAUAUGGGAGAAAGAUGUGGACUGGAGAAUAUGGUUUAUAUGUAACCUCGAGUUACAGAUUUUAAUUGUAUGGACUGAAAGAACUGGAGCUCUUCUGGAUAAGGAAGAAUCGCCUCCCAGGACCAUUCCGUGAUCACCUUCGCUCCAGCACCCAGCAGCGCGUGGGCUAGGAGCACCGUUAGUCCCGUGAUGUCACAGUGGAGUACGUGCUGUGACCCCGGACACCGCCUGACGUCACGGCCAGUGUGUACCGCCUGCUGUGUCGUCAGUCGCCGGGUGACCAAAGAGUUCUAACCCCAACCCCAACCCUCGGGGAAGGAUCAACCGUUUCCACAGGAAGGGUAUUGGUGUUAUUGGAUUCCAGUUGGCUGGAAAUGUGGACGGCGCCACCAUAAGAUAGCGUGACGAUAAACUGAGUAACGUACACACUGCUAGAGCGGUUAUAAGAUAGAUAAUUGGACCGGAACAUCAGAACUGGAACUUUGGGGCUAAACAAUAGGAGAGAGUGCAAGUAUAUUCAUGCUUUGUUUGUAAACAAUGACUAUGUCGAGAUUGAUUGGGAGAGAACCCCGGGUGUAAACACUGCGCCUAUCGUUAGAUGUUUGUUGCCUUUAGAACACUCUGUUGAUCCCAGUUGUUUACAAACAAGUAUUUGUGUUGUAGUCUUAAGUCCUGAGCCACUCGAUAACGAAGUGAUAAUGAUGUGGGCAGCUCGACAUGUUUAGACCUCAUCCUUCUGUGUUUCACAACUAGUGUCUGCAUGAAUAACACACGGAGUCGUGUUGACUCAAUCGAGGGAUGAACACAAGACGAGGGAGUGAAUGGCAUCACACUGUAUCACAGUCUGAAAUAAAUUGUCCUGAAGAACGUA